GCACUUGUGGGGCCAUUUAGUCAAUGAAGUCUUGAAUCAGCAUCAGCAGGACAGGAGUCAGAAGUCAGGGUGUUGAAAGAAAAAGUUGUUCGUUAAGAUUUUCGUGGGAAUCCCAUGAACCCGGCGGUGAAAAGGGACGUUUAAGUUUUUCAUGUGAGAUUAAAGUUGCUGCAGCAUGAAUCCUAACAACUCGUCGGGCGCUCCUCCACUGGACUGGACUGAAGGGAAGCACCCCAUGGGCCAGUCGCCCCCUCCUCCGCCCUACCAGGACGUCCCCAACCCCGGCAUGCCUCCACCCGGCCCCGGAUACCCUCCACAGCAGGGUUUUCCAUCACACUAUGGAGGUCAGGUGUACGGACAGCAGCCGUACCCGAUGGGCCAUGCGUACCCAGGCCAGCCGGGCACCGUCACCGUCCAGCCAGCCGUGUUGGUGUCCGCGAGUCCUCUGGCCAACCCCGUCAACGACUACCUGUGCUACUCCAUCUUCACCAUGAUGUGUUGCUGCCUGCCCCUCGGAGUCGCCGCCCUCAUCUACUCCAUCUCAGCCCGGGAAGCGAACCAUGUUGGCGACCAGAUAACGGCGGAGCGCAGCAGCAGGACGGCGAGGACACUGAACCAUGUGGGCCUGGGACUCGGUCUCGGGGCGUUCAUCCUCACCCUUAUCUUCGUUUUGGUUACCGUAUCUCAUUAAUAAAUCUGCUUUUGACAUGAAAAAUAUUUUCCAAAUUUGAUGCCUUUAAAUUUCAGCCUUAGCUCAGUGUGGCUCUACCACACAUGCAGACUUCAAAUGUUAUACGAGAGUUUCAUAACUCAAAGCAAAUGAUUGUCAGUUGCAGCUUUUUUAGUAUGUCACAUUUCAUUAUGAACUGAAUUUUGUGCAAUUGUAAAAAAAAAUAAAAAAUAAAAAAAUAAAAAAUUUUGCCUUCUCAACGGAACUGCUGGAAAAUAUACAUCAAACUCUCUAAAAAGUACAAAACACAAAAUCACAUUUUUAAAAUCGUAACCAAGCAUUUUACUUUCAAUUUUGUGACACUUCUGUUGAACCAGUAAAAAGAAAAGCAGCAGGAAUGUUUGUCAUCAAAGUGUUUGUGACUUGAAAGUGCAUGCUAAAUAUGGAUCCAGUCCUCUUUUGCUUGUCAUUUUUCAAUUGCGCCAAAGUAGUUUUGUUUAUUCCAGCUAAAUAAGAGCACACAGCUACUCGCGAAAUCAGUGUAAACAGAGGAGCCCUUAUGGCAGAAGCAGCCAGUUGCUCAAUCAGUGGCUCUGGCUCAGCUUGUGUUGAAGCCUGCACUGUGUUAGUAUCACUAGCCUGGAUGUAGUUUGUCAUGUGUUGUCGUCAUGUUCUUUUCUUUACCAACUCUCAAGAAGAAAAUUCUUACUGUAUAACAAAUAUCUUUACAAAUAAAAUAUACUGAGAGAGAAAAUA
This is a messenger RNA of Amphiprion ocellaris (clown anemonefish), 1426 nucleotides long. Its product is annotated as synapse differentiation-inducing gene protein 1-like. The record is from RefSeq and is a predicted model, not a curated record. The transcript is spliced from 3 exons. Gene Ontology annotation, cellular component: membrane. NCBI's taxonomy places the organism in Eukaryota, Metazoa, Chordata, Actinopteri, Pomacentridae. The coding region runs from base 176 to 691 and encodes 171 amino acids.